This is a messenger RNA of Schistosoma mattheei, 333 nucleotides long. Lineage: Eukaryota; Metazoa; Platyhelminthes; Trematoda; Strigeidida; Schistosomatidae. The record is from the annotation of a GenBank genome assembly.
AUGAACUUAUACCACGUACAAAUCUUUACUAUCAUUUUGUCCCCGUAUCUUAAACGUUGUCAAAAUUGGCAAUACGGUCCACCAACAUUCCAAGAUGGUCCACAUAAUGAUGCAUUAUAUUAUCGAGGCUGUUAUAACCUACUUGUCGACUAUAUUAAUGCAUACGCUGAAUAUAUACUCGGAAUGGGAUUGACAGCUGUUAUUUUAUUGAUAACCGUAUUUCUGUUGCUGCUACGCGCAGAACUUAGGAAUAGUCCAACUGAUCUACAAAUAUACGACAAAAACUUAUUAAAAAACAAUCAGAAUAAUCAUUAUUACUUUGAUAAUAAGUAA